UUAUUACUGUAUACAGCGCGGGGCGCCGGUGAGGUUUGCUACGACAGACUUGGGUGCUUUCCUGAUGGUCCACCUUGGAGCGGAACGGCAGAAAGACCGAUCGCCGCGGAGCCGAGCCCCCCCGAUGUAAUCGACACACGUUUCCUUCUUUACACCCAGAAAAAUCGGGACAGCUACCAGAUUAUCAGCGCCAAAGAGCCGUCCUCCAUCACCAAUUCCAAUUUCAGCACCUCGAGGAAGACCCGCUUUAUCAUUCAUGGCUUCUUUCAGAGCGGCGAGAUGGCCUUGAUCGUGGAAAUAUGCAGGAGGCUUCUGCAGGUGGAGGAUGUGAACUGCAUCUCCGUCGACUGGAGUGGCGGCUCCAUAACUCUGUACUCACAAGCCGCCAAUAACAUCCGCGUGGUGGGGGCAGAAGUGGCCUAUUUUUUGGACGUCCUUUCGGAAAAGUUUGGCUAUUCCCCAUCUAAUGUUCACCUGAUCGGCCACAGUAUGGGCGCGCAUGCCGUAGGGGAGGCCGGCAGGAGAAAGAAAGGAAUCAAAAGGGCAUCAGGACUGGACCCAGCUCAGCCUUAUUUCCAGAACACUCCUGCCGAGGUCCAUUUGGAUUUGUCUGACGCUGACCUGGUUGAUAUCAUCCACACUAAUGGCGCUCCUUUUAUCCCCAAUUUAGGUCUUGGAAUGAGUCAGGUCAUCGGCCACCUGGACUUCUUCCCCAACGGCGGAGAGCAAAUGCCUGAAUGCCCCUUAAAUGCUGGUUUACCGGUCCCUUCGGACCUAACCAUUGAACAGAUAUUUGCAGAUGCCGCGAGCCCCUUGCUAUGUAACCACCAGAGCUCCGUCCGGUACUAUACAGAGAGCAUCACCAACCCCGACCUCUAUACCAGCUACCCCUGCGCUGAUUACCCCACCUUUCAGUCUGGCGGCUGCAGAACUUGCCCCAGCGCCGGGUGUCCAAAGAUGGGUCACUACGCCGACACCUACAGCGGCGUGACGUCCUCCAGCCAAGUGUUUUAUCUGAACACACCGUGAUCCGGCGUUUAACGCCUAAUGAAAAUGCGCCGUUUCCUGCGGC
Messenger RNA from Spea bombifrons (plains spadefoot toad), 1072 nucleotides. RefSeq names its product pancreatic lipase-related protein 2-like. Gene Ontology annotation, molecular function: triacylglycerol lipase activity. Gene Ontology annotation, biological process: lipid metabolic process. Lineage: Eukaryota; Metazoa; Chordata; Amphibia; Anura; Pelobatidae. The annotation marks the transcript as partial. The record is from RefSeq and is a predicted model, not a curated record. The transcript is spliced from 9 exons.